This is a messenger RNA of Fusarium fujikuroi IMI 58289, 690 nucleotides long. Its product is annotated as related to zinc finger protein. Lineage: Eukaryota; Fungi; Ascomycota; Sordariomycetes; Hypocreales; Nectriaceae. Gene Ontology annotation, molecular function: chromatin insulator sequence binding. Bases 1 to 690 code for a protein of 229 amino acids. Gene Ontology annotation, biological process: regulation of transcription by RNA polymerase II. The record is from RefSeq and is a predicted model, not a curated record. Gene Ontology annotation, cellular component: chromosome. The transcript has 2 exons.
AUGCCCUACUGUCCUCCUUGUGACAGGCACUUCCGCCUAGAGAACUCCUUGGACCAACACAUCCGUGCCGUACACUCUCAGACCUACUGUUGGCGCUGUGAAAGACACUUUCCGCACGCACGUGCAAAGCAACAACACCUUGAGAACUCUCCACGACAUCACAUCUGCACUCACUGCGAUUACGAGCCCGACUUCGACUCACAAGGUGAUCUGACAGAUCAUCUGAUAGAAGAACACCAUGCUUGCAUUCCAUGUCAUGAGUACUUCUCCGAUGAGGAAGAUCUUCUGGAGCAUGAUGUGGAUGUUCAUCAUAAAUGCCGAACCUGCGACCGAUUCUUCAGCUCGCGAUCGAACCUGAUCAACCACCGCAAGACCCACGCCGCAAGAAAUGUCGAAUGCCUCGGAUGUUCAAGGAUGUUCAUCUCCCGUUCAGCCAUGGUGCUCCAUCUUGAGGCCAACACUUGCGAGUCGGGGUCUGACGAACAUUCCAUCAGACAGUACGUUUGGGACUACUACGAGAUCUACGGGCGCUGGAAUCAUGACCACGACGAUGAUCUUGACUGUGGUAGCUGCGGAACGUAUUUUAACAAGUUGAGCGCUCUGCUGCAGCAUGUCGAAAGUGAAAGCUGUGACGCGAGUAGCUCGGACUACGACUCGCUUUUCGACUAUAUAGAGCAAAGCAUUUGCUAA